CAAAACCAGACAAAACAAUGCAUUAUUUUACUUUUACUUUCUCUCUGUUUCUCUUCCAUCGUCGCAUCCCCCUUCUGAAGUGCUCUCACUUCGUCGCGGUUCCUAUUCAACGUCAACGAUGCAGGUCGCUCGCACUCAAUUUGCCAGGUCAUUGGGUCUUUCCCGUUCUAGAGCUCUCAGACUCUCUCCCGAACCGAUUCGUUUCCCUCGCCGGGCUUUGUCGACAACUCAGUCUAGAAGCAACGAACAGGAGCCGUCGACGUCAACACCUCCGCUGACCGCCAAAUCCACGAAAUGGCGCACUUUUCUGCAGGGCCUCGGUAGGGCAACUAUUGUGGCUUUGGUUGUCGGUUCUGGAUCGUUCUACUACAUAACCCAAAAGGACAAGAAUCCUGGCGCUCAACUUCCUUUUGACCCUGAGAAAAAGACCAUUGUCGUAUUGGGAAGUGGAUGGGGUGCUACCAGUCUGUUGAAAACGGUAGACACGGCCGAUUACAACGUGGUUGUUAUCAGUCCCAAAAACUUUUUCCUCUUCACCCCUCUUCUACCCAGCGUUGCUGUUGGAACCCUCACCUCGCGAGCCAUUCUCCAGCCAACGCGCUAUGUCACACGGCACAAGGCACGCGAAGUGACCGUCAUCGAAGCGGAAGCCCGUGAAGUCGAUCCACACAAGAAAACCGUCACCUUCACUGAUGACCAGGGCAAAUCGUCUAAAACAAUUCCCUAUGAUUAUCUCAUCUAUGCCGUCGGGGCGGAGGUCCAGACGUUCGGCACUCCCGGAGUUCAGGAGAAGGCUUGCUUCAUGAAAGAGAUCCAAGAUGCCGAGAAGAUGCAAAAGAAGGUUAUGGAAUGUAUCGAGACUGCAGCGUUCCCCGGUCAACCUGCAGAAGAAGUAGAACGGCUGCUCCAUAUGGUUGUUGUCGGUGGUGGUCCCACUGGUAUAGAACUCAGCGGUGAAAUUCACGAUUUCCUCGAAGAUGACUUGAAAUCAUGGUACCCUGAACUUGCCGGCAAAGUUCGCAUCACUCUCGUCGAGGCUCUCCCAUCUGUCUUGCCUAUGUUCAGCAAACAACUCAUCGAUUACACGGAAUCGACAUUCAAGGAGAGUAAGAUUAACAUCAUGACGAAGACGAUGGUUAAAGAGGUUAAGGAUAAGUCCGUCGUUCUCCAGAUGCCUGACAAGAGCAUUGCCGAGAUUCCCUGCGGGAUUGUUGUUUGGGCCGCUGGUAACAAGGGUAGGAAGAUAACACAAGAUUUAAUGGCCAAGCUUCCCGCGACGCAGACCAACCGUCGGGGUAUUUCCGUAGAUGAACAUUUACGAAUGAGCGGAACCGACGGAAGCAUUUUCGCUAUCGGAGACUGCACUUCUACGUCCUACGCGCCAACUGCCCAGGUCGCGUCUCAACAAGGUGCUUACCUUGCGCGAAUUUUGGCACAGAUAGCCAAGAAAGACGCCUUGGAAGCCAAGCUGAAGAACUUGCAGGCAAAGGUUAACCAGGUCGAGGAUGAGGUUGAAGCAAAAGGAUUUGUGGGCGAGAUAGAGACUGUCAAGAAGCAAAUUGACAUGGUCAAAUUGAGGCCCUUCCAUUAUUCUCACCAGGGCAGUCUGGCGUACAUCGGAUCCGAUAAAGCAAUCGCCGAUCUGCCAUUCUUGAACGGAAACAUCGCCAGCGGUGGUGUCGCGACGUUUUUGUUCUGGCGUAGCGCGUAUCUAAGCACGCUGUUCUCCCUCCGCAACCGCACCCUUGUCGCCAACGACUGGAUAUUAACGAAGUUGUUUGGCCGUGACGUCAGCCGGGAUUGAUAACGAAUUUAUAGAUGAAUGAUUUUUAUUUUUUUUCAUUGGUCGUUAGAGGAAGCUUAACAUGACCUUAGUUCUACGAGUGGAUUAUCGUAGCAUUCUUAGAGCACUUUAUACCUUUCCUUAAUUUUUUGACGGC
Molecule: messenger RNA, 1940 nt
Organism: Guyanagaster necrorhizus
Lineage: Eukaryota; Fungi; Basidiomycota; Agaricomycetes; Agaricales; Physalacriaceae
Product: FAD/NAD(P)-binding domain-containing protein
Exons: 17
Coding region: 119-1804 (561 amino acids)
Cellular component (GO): mitochondrion
Molecular function (GO): NADH dehydrogenase activity
Source: RefSeq, a predicted model, not a curated record